Amaranthus tricolor (Joseph's coat) is the source of this 2583-nucleotide messenger RNA. Its product is annotated as probable WRKY transcription factor 31. The record is from RefSeq and is a predicted model, not a curated record. The transcript has 6 exons. Gene Ontology annotation, molecular function: sequence-specific DNA binding; DNA-binding transcription factor activity. Gene Ontology annotation, biological process: regulation of DNA-templated transcription. Bases 210 to 1973 code for a protein of 587 amino acids. Lineage: Eukaryota; Viridiplantae; Streptophyta; Magnoliopsida; Caryophyllales; Amaranthaceae.
AGAGAAAAGAAAGUAUUAGAGUCAAAAAGAAAGAUCUUAGUCUUCAUUCCAAACCCUUUAAUAAGAAACUUGAUUCAUUCAUUUAAAGACUUCACAUUUUGUCAUAUUUUUCUUCUUCUUUCUCUUUUCCUCUAAAAUCAUUUAUCCCACUUAUUCUUUAUCCAAACUCAUCAUCAUACAUACAAUCACAACCAAUCAAGAAAGUAUUGAUGGACGGUGGAGGAUGGGGACUUGCCCUUGAAUCAUCAUCAUCAUCAUCGGAUCAUAAUAAGCUUAUCACACCCAAUAAUAUCUUUAAUUCUUCGUCUAUUCAUCAUAAUAUAAACAAAAACGAGAUGUUUAAAAGUCUUGAAUUUCCGAUUAAUAUCAAACGUCGAUCUGGAAAUCAGAUGGAAAAUCAUGAUCAUAAUCAUGAUGAUCAUAAUGGCAAAAAUGUUGUAGAUGUUCUUAAUUUUUUUCCAGAACGUAAGGAGAUCAUCAAAGAGGAAACUGCUCCAUCUGAUCAUCAAAAUCGCCGUGAUAUUAUAAAUACGGGUUUACACCUCCACACUAAUAAUACCGGGAGCGAUCAAUCUACAAUAGAUGAUUGUGCUUCUUCUGAUAUUGAAGACAAAAAAAAUAAGAAUGAGCUAACAGUUCUUCAAAGUGAGCUACAACGUAUGAAUACCGAAAAUGAACGGUUAAAGAUUUUGCUACAUCAAGUACACACUAAUUACAUGCACCUAGAGAAUCAAAUGAAACAGGCAAGGUUCGAAAUUGCAAAAAAUAAGGCACAAGGUAAGGUAGAUGAGAUGCAAAUCAUGCAAGGCCAAUUCUUAAACUUGGCUCCUAAAGAGAAUAAUGAGGCCGAUGAGCUAACAUCUAAAACAGUGUCCGAUGAUGAAAGGACAAUUGAGCGCUCGAGCUCACCACUAAAUACGACAGAGGUAGCCUCAAUAAGGACCAACAAUAAGGACGUAGUCCUACCAAAUUAUGAUCAUGGAAAGAGAAUUAGGGAACAAAGUCUUGAAGAAUCGGAGGCAAAAAGGUGGCAAAAUAAGGUGCCUCAAUUGAUGAACAAUGUACCUAAACCUACUAGUCCUCCGAUCGAUCAUUCUGCUAAUGAAGCUACUAUGAGGAAAGCUCGUGUCUCGGUUCGAGCUCGGUCCGAAGCACCGAUGAUAAGUGAUGGAUGUCAAUGGCGAAAAUAUGGACAAAAGAUGGCAAAGGGUAAUCCUUGCCCUAGAGCUUAUUAUCGGUGCACUAUGGCGAUUGCUUGUCCCGUUCGCAAACAAGUUCAAAGAUGUGCCGAGGAUAGGACAAUAUUGAUUACAACUUAUGAAGGUACUCACAACCAUCCAUUACCACCGGCUGCGGUGGCAAUGGCCGAAACCACCUCAUCUGCGGCCACCAUGCUUCUAUCAGGCUCAAUGCCAAGUGGUGAUGGUCUAAUGAACCCAAAUUUCUUAGCUGCUAGGACCAUACUCCCUUGUUCAUCAAGUGUUGCAACAAUUUCAGCCUCAGCCCCUUUUCCAACCGUUACCUUAGAUUUAACCCACUCACCAAACCCCCUCCAACAAAGACCAUCAAUACCCUUUCCACCACCCAAUGCCCAAGUGGGACCCAACUUAUUGGGCUCAUUACCCCAAAUAUUUGGGCAAGCAUUGCUUAAUUCUAGCAACAAUCAAUCCAAAUUUUCAGGGUUACAAACUUCAACUCCACAAAGUAUAAACGCUGCGCACUUGCAACUUUCUAACCAAAACGCAGCGUUUAAUGAGACUCUAAGUGCUGCCACGGCUGCCCUCACCUCAGAUCCGAAUUUUACAGCCGCCCUUGUGGCUGCUCUCUCAUCGAUCAUUGGCGGUACGGCUCGCCCCCCGUCUGAACAUAAUCAUACUUCCAAUAAUGCCGGUGGGAACUCCCCUAGUGGUGCUACAACUAUUGGGAACAAUGCUAAUAAGGAUGCUUCAAAUAAUAGCAUGCAACAACAAUAAAUCGACAAUGGGGUGUUUGGUAAAACAGUUUAACGGAGAAUUUUAACUUAUUCCGAUACAAGUAGAUGGUUGAGUGAUCAAACUAUUUGAUAAUAGCAUGUUGAAAAUCAGCUUGUCAAAUCAGUUGCUUCAAUCAUCAAUCGACUAUAAGUCAUUUGCCAAAUUCUCUUAUAUAUUCGUUUCAUGAUAUAAUGGAUCCAAUCGAAAGUCUAUCUAUUAUCGAAAUGAGAAUCAAAUAAUUGGAUCCAAUAAUUAUAAUCUAUUAUUAGCUUGUGUUGAGGUAAACCUUUUUUUCUUUUCUUUUUUUUUUUUGCAAUUUUUGUUUAGUAAUAUUAAUAAUUUCUUAGUAGUUAAUAGAAAGGGAUGUGAAAGGAUGAAACACAUGUUCAUACUCUUUUUUCUUUUUUAUACACAGUGGGUCUUAGAAAAGACUUGUAGAGGACAGUUCAUUCUUUGAUCGUAUCAUUUUUUGGUUUAUGAAUAAUUUAAUGUGUAUUUCCGUAAAUAUGGCAUGAAAGAUAUAUAGUUCAACAUCUUUGUAAUUUAUAAAUGUAUUUUCUUACAUUAUUGUGUUAAUUUAAAUUUGAUCAAUGACUAUUUAUGAUGUUUU